This is a messenger RNA of Dictyostelium purpureum, 639 nucleotides long. RefSeq lists its product as uncharacterized. Lineage: Eukaryota; Evosea; Eumycetozoa; Dictyosteliales; Dictyosteliaceae. The record is from RefSeq and is a predicted model, not a curated record. The transcript has a single exon. The coding region runs from base 1 to 639 and encodes 212 amino acids.
AUGACAAAUAAUAGUAAUAAUAAUAUUUUAACAUUUCAAAAAUAUAAAAUAACAUAUAAAAUUUUAGAAAAUAAUAAUUUUUAUUUGGAAUUUUUAGAUGAUCAAGAAAAAUAUUAUAAUAAAACUUUUACACCAAGCGAGAUUGUGGAUAUAGGAAAAGGAGUAUUUACCAAUGCAGAGACUUUUGCAAGCACAAUAAAGCGUGCAUUCUCACUAGAAAGUUGCAACAGCUUUGAAUUAGAAAAAAUUAAAUACAAUAAAGAAACCAAUAGCCUAAAUAUUAUAUUAAAAAUUAUUGUUAUUGAAAUUGUAAUUUCAUUACCACGUAAAACCAGCUAUCAAAAUUUAGAAGAGCGUGUCAAUCAACUGUCAUCCGAAGUUGUAGAUUUAAAACAAAGAUUACAAUUUUUAGAAAAAUUUAUCAUCAAUAAUUCAACACUAAAUAAUAAUAGCAAUCAUAGUAAUCAUAAUAGUUUAAAUAUGGGUUUAUUAAAUUUUAAUAGCAAUAAUAAUAGUAGUAGUAAUAAUAAUAAUAAUAAUGUAAAAAGUAUGGGCCAUAUAUCUCUAUCAACAUCAACUCCAUCAACACCAGUUUCAUCGUAUUCUCCAUACUCCUCAGCCCCAUCAACACCAAUUUAA